Molecule: messenger RNA, 531 nt
Organism: Parnassius apollo (apollo)
Lineage: Eukaryota; Metazoa; Arthropoda; Insecta; Lepidoptera; Papilionidae
Source: the annotation of a GenBank genome assembly
AUGUCCGCUUCUAUGUUUUUUUUAGCUCUUGUACACCACCUUUGGAUAUCUGCAAUUUCAGGUCCAAUUCAGAAGAAAUCCUCGGUUAGCGACGAGUCAUCCUCGGAUAUGAUGGAUUUGGACGAGAGCGCCCUGCUGGCCGAUACACAGCUGGAGCAGAACUUGCGGCGUUUGCGUGAAGAGGAACGCCUGCUGCUGGAACAACAGGCAGCUUUGGAAGCCGGUGCCAUAGACGACAUCGCCGCACUCGAAAACCAGGAUGCGCUUCGGCUAAACCACUUGCAGCAACAAGAGCUGCAGAAGCAGCAGAAAGUGCAGGCUCAACGGCUGGCACAGCAAAAGGCGCAGGCCCAGGCCCAAGAAUGUGGCACUUCAGCACGGGGUCGCGAUUGCCCUGAAAUCCGUGAGCUCUGCGAUCUCCGCGAGGGUCGGGAGCUUCGUGAAGGCCCGCGCCGUCGCACCACCUGCACCGUGCGCGUCAACAAUUUGCACGCUGCCUCUGCUGCCGAGGCUAUAGAAACCGAUGUCUGA